Molecule: messenger RNA, 3324 nt
Organism: Daldinia childiae
Lineage: Eukaryota; Fungi; Ascomycota; Sordariomycetes; Xylariales; Hypoxylaceae
Product: Protein STU1
Exons: 4
Coding region: 1-3324 (1107 amino acids)
Biological process (GO): mitotic spindle assembly; astral microtubule depolymerization
Cellular component (GO): microtubule organizing center; cytoplasmic microtubule; mitotic spindle midzone
Molecular function (GO): microtubule binding
Source: RefSeq, a predicted model, not a curated record
AUGGCCGAAAUGCUCACUGAGGAUCAGGUCGCCGGCCUGCUGACUAUCCUUAGGAAGGAUGUCUCCGUCGACACGAAAGUUCAACACAUCACUGCCGUCAAGUCCGCUAUUAAGCAUUACAGCGUACCCGAUGUCUGCGUCGCGCCGCUCUUCGAAGCCCUUCGGCUCGCCUCGAGCUCGCAGCACUCGGUUCUUGUCAAUGCUGGCUUCACUACGCUAAACCACCUCCUAACGCGCAUGUCGCUACAGGAACCCAAGUACCUUGCCAAAGAAGCGAAACACACGCUACCGCUCAUCGUCGAGAAGAUGGGCGAUCCAAAGGAUAAAAUAAGGGGACUAGGUAUACAAGCUAUGGCCACCAUGUAUAACAAUGUACCGAUAGACGCCGAGAGAUUCGUGCGCAAUACUGCUAUGGUUGGAAAAAAUCCCAGGUCAAAGGAAUCGAGCUUGCAAUGGCUACUGCAGAUGCACAAGGAUCAGGGCUUACAAUUCCGUGCUUACGUACCAGCUCUGAUGGAGCUACUAGAGGAUGCCGACGGUAUGGUUCGAGAUGCGACCAAGAGCACGGUGAUAGAAUUGUUCAAGGACGCGCCGAAUGGAGCGAAGACCGAUCUAAAGAAGCAGUUGAAGAACUUCAAAGUGCGACCUGCUAUAGAGCAGGCCAUAGUAAAGGAAUUAGCCCCAGCAUCUUCAAGAACGGACCCCGAAUCAAGACCCGCGUCGGUAAUGCAGGUGCGACCAAAUCUCGCAGCGAGCGUUUCCUCCCUUGCUAGCGAACGACCAAUAACACCAAUGCCCGAACCUAAGGCGGAGUCGGUCGAGCCCUCAUACGUUAACACCAACCGAGAAUUAGAAGAUCUAUUUAGAGAUAUGCACCCGUGGUUUGAAGGCAAAGAGACCGAACAGAACUGGUUGAAAAGAGAAGAGAGCAUGACUAAGUUACGGAGACUCAUUGCUGGCAACGUACCGUCGGAUUUCCCUGAUACCUUUGUUGCUGGUUGUCGAGCGUUACUCGAUGGCAUCCUCAAGGCCGCCAAUUCCUUAAGAACAAGUUUGUCUAAAGAGGCCUGCGCUUUUGUCCAAGAACUUGCCAAUAACUUUGGGCCGGCAAUCGACCCAAUGGUUGAACUACUGAUGCAGACCUUUAUAAAAUUGUGUGCGGCGACCAAGAAGAUAAGUUCCCAAUUAGCUAAUACAUCGGUGGAUAUCAUCAUUGGAAGGACUACGUAUAAUGCUAGGAUUAUGCAACAUAUAUGGGGUGCUUGUCAAGAUAAGAAUGUGUCGCCGAGGAUGUACGCUACCGGCUGGUUAAAGACUCUGUUGAAGAAAGAGGCACAUCACAAGAAUCAUCUGGAGCAUGGCGGAGGAUUAGACAUGAUCGAAAAGUGCAUCAAGAAAGGUCUUAACGACCCCAAUCCCGGUGUCCGCGAGAAGAUGCGCUCGACGUACUGGGCGUACGCCGCGAUCUGGCCAGCGAGGGCAGAAGCAAUCAUGGACGGUCUUGAGUCAACCGCCCAGAAGUUAUUACAGAAGGACCCUAACAAUCCAAAUUCACCAAAGAAAUCUGAGCCUGCCCCUCGUCCGGGGUUAGGCCUUUCGAAGAGUACUAUGACGUCCUCGAAGCCCUCCUUAAGAGAUGCUAUGUUAGCACAGAAGAGGGCCCUAGCAUCGAAGAAUUUACCUUCUCGACCGGCGUCGGCGAUGGCGGUCACGCCGGCGCGGAGCGUGUCCGGGGGCUCGUCGGGUACGUCAGCAACUUCGCAUGCGGCCAGUACCAAUACCGCGACUCGAACGCGUGCAGAUACAUCGACGAAGUCUCAUGGUGGUAUGUCGGUAGCUCCAAUGCGACCAGCUAGGAGAAGGCCAGAUGUUGCGCCCCGACCUGCUACCGCCGGACCUUACUCCGUUCGGUCGCAUGACGGGCCAUCAAGAGAGCAGACAAGCCCCACUCACAGCACGAAACAAAAGGCUACGACCCCGAAAACGAUCUCGGGAUCUCCUAGAAGGACAGUCCCGAGAACUAGGCCCGGUCAUGUAGCAACUGCUAGCGAGUCUAGUAUUUCAACUCCGUCGAAGGAGGCAGCUCAUAAGGCUGUUGCUUCUCCAAAAGCAAGUCCGGCGAAGCCUAGUCCAGUGAAGGCUAAGCCAAUAGUGAACGAAAUCAGCUAUAGUAGUCCCGCCAAUUCAAACGAAGAUUUCACCCUUGUUGUGCCGGAUAUCGCGCAGUUGAAGGAGAGCAUACAGAUACGGUCUACUCCGCCCGAACCUUCUCCUAAAGUGCCGGUAAUUGAAGCACCGAAAAUCGAAGCACCGACAGCUGAAUUGCCGAUAGCUGUUGAAGAUGAAGAAGUAACAGUCAUUCACAAAGCCGCAACCCCGACCCCGACACCGUCGAAGUCACUAAAAGUAUAUGAAGAUCCUUUUACGGAGGACGACCAGCCGACGCCUCGCCCAGCGACGAAUGAUAUAAUCGAUCAACCAGUAUUGAAAGACAAGCCUAUUAACGAAGAUGCUGCUAAUCUCAUACACCCCGCGGAAGCGAACGAGGUCCUUGGUAGCCCUCUUGCGUCGCCUGAUAAAACACGUCAAAAUUCCCGUCUUAUUGACAGCGGCAUUGCUCGCGUGAAAGCGCAAAGUCUUGAUGUGCAUGGCUUCCGUAAAUUACAAAGCCUCGUCCGCGAUAAUAAAGUGCUCCUCCCCGAUGAUAAGUUUGACGCCUUACUACUUGGGCUCUUCGAGUACCUUGAAUCGUCUCUUGAUAAUGUUGCUCCUGAGAAGGUCCAAGACGUAAAGGCGCAAAUUCUCGCCACUAUUAAGUUAUUAUUGAAAAAGUCUCGUGACAGAUUCCAACCCCACGUAUCUAGGGGACUAGAGGCUUUACUCGCCGCGCGCACCCGCUACGACGCGCGGACGCACAUUGUCAGCGGCCUAGAACUGUUAGCAGACGAACUAGUUACGAUUGGCGACGCAGGCGAAAUUACGGUGACCAUGACGCGCAACCUAAGCAACAUGGACAUGGACACGUCGGGGCACCGUAGCCUGAGCAUGGGGCUGCAUGUGCUAAAGGAGCUCUUGGACGCUCGGUCGUCGUUCACGCCUGGCGAAAACGAAGUGACGGGUCUGCUCAACCUCGCGACAAGGUGUCUCGAGAGUAAGGAGAGCGGCGUCCGUAUGGACGCCGUGCAGCUGUGCGUGGCGCUGCAUGCGCGCCUCGGCGAAACUAGGUUCUGGGAAAGCAUGAAGAACGUUAAAGACGACCCCAAGAGCCUCAUCACGUAUUACAUCGUUAAGCGGCAGAGGGAAAAUGGAGGGGUCGCCGCUUAG